CAUGAUAUAAAGAGGUUCUGCACAGUGCAUCACCCUCUGCAUCACUGCAAUCAACAUGAAACCCUGCAUCACCCUUGGUGUUUUGUGCGCGCUCUUCUCUGAAGUGGCUGCACUCACUUGUUACCAGUGUGGUGCUGGUACCUCCCAGACCUGCCCUAGUGUAACCUGUAGUGCAGGAACAUGUGCCAGCACGACUUUGAACAUAUAUGACAGUGGUACAAAAGCUGAAAUAGCCAGUGUCGGCUGUUUACCAGCAGAUCAGUGCAUCACUGGGUCAGUGAACUUAGGAUUUAGAAGGACAACAAUGAGCACUAAAUGCUGUGAAACUGACCUCUGCAAUUCUCAGAAGACUCCAGAGUUAAAUACAAAUACUCCCAAUGGGAAGAAGUGUUUCACCUGUGAAGGAGGUGACUGCAGAAAACAGCUGUCCUGUGUUGGAAAUGAGGACCGUUGUGUUAAAGCAACAGCUAAUGUGGGCGGGCUGACAUUAACUGCGAAAGGAUGUGCCUCCCGCAGUAUCUGUGCAGAAGCCGUGUCGGCUCAGCUGAGCUCUAUGGGUACUGAGCUGCACUGCUGUGAGGGGAACCUGUGCAACAGCGCCAAGAGUGUGGGGCAGACUACAGUGAGCGGACAGACAGAAGACCUGUACAACAGCGCCCAGAGUGUGGGGCAGAGUGUCCUGCUGCUGCUGGGGUCUCUCGUCUCUGUGCUGCUCUUCCACUGAAUGGUGCGCUACUCUGAGUGUCUCUCUCGGAUCACAGCUCACAGGCCCUGUCUCUGCCCGGGAGGCCAUUCAUGAAUACAUGGUUAUUGCACACAGGCUUGGAUGUUGUGGUUGAAAGGUUGCACGAUAUUUUCAUUUUUAUUUUUUUUAAAUGACAUAUUAACCUUUGUUCAUUUUUUUAAAAAUUAUAAUGUGGAAAGUGUUUUAGAUUGUGAUCGAAAAUAAAUGGGUGACAUUUCAAUUGUAUGUUUGUGUUUAUAGGACUAGGCACAAUAAAAAAAUAACUUGAUAAAGAACAUUAAAAUAUGAGAUUGUGGCGAUUCUAAACACCCUUAAUUGUUGAUAUGUUCUCUAUUAACCAUUUCUUGUUUGGCUGUAUAUUUAGGAUCAUUGUCACUGUCUCAUCCUUGCAUUUUGUUGUCUUUGUACUUGUACUCUGCACAAUGACAAUAAAGUUGAAUCUAAUCU
Messenger RNA from Alosa sapidissima (American shad), 1192 nucleotides. RefSeq names its product urokinase plasminogen activator surface receptor-like. The record is from RefSeq and is a predicted model, not a curated record. NCBI's taxonomy places the organism in Eukaryota, Metazoa, Chordata, Actinopteri, Clupeiformes, Clupeidae. The transcript has 6 exons. The coding region runs from base 56 to 724 and encodes 222 amino acids.